Camponotus floridanus (Florida carpenter ant) is the source of this 1044-nucleotide messenger RNA. Its product is annotated as TRAF3-interacting protein 1-like. Bases 274 to 1044 code for a protein of 256 amino acids. The transcript is spliced from 3 exons. Lineage: Eukaryota; Metazoa; Arthropoda; Insecta; Hymenoptera; Formicidae. The record is from RefSeq and is a predicted model, not a curated record.
CAUUUGUAUCGGACGAGUCGUUGCUGGAUAACCUCGCGCCAAACAUUUAAGCGAGAAAAUCGGCAUCGCGUUCCACAGCCGCCUUCGUUGCAAUUCGUCUCGAUUCGCGCUUGUCAGGUCCAAUCUUGUUGUCCGCCACAAUUCGCGAUAACCUUCGCGAGAACUUGCCAAAUCCGAGAAGAUCCGAGAAGAAUCCGUUUUAAAAUCGCGGACACUCGUUCGCGCGCCUCGCGCCGAUUCAGAUACGUUGAAGACGCAUUCGGGAUCAUCCGCAUGAACGCAACGGACAUCCGCUUCAAAAGAUGGACGCCCGCGGUGCCCCGCAAAAUACCGGACAACAUCGUGUCCUCGAGUUACACGACGACGAGAGUAUUCGUGCCGUCUUAUGAAAAAGAAAGACGUCCUUGCAUCGAACAAUUACUCACGAACGAUUAUCAGCGUAUUUGGUGGCAGGAGAAACAGGCUUGGGACAAGACCAUAACUGCUCGAAAACCGAUUACAAAAAUACUACCUCGUAUGAUGGUUAAAAGAAAAGUACCGACAUGCGUGACCGUUAAAUAUCUAACAAGAACGGAACGAUUGAAGAAAGGAAGAAAGGAAGAUUUAAAGAAAAGAUUCAAUUCUAAAGUUGAAGAAGAAUCAAUCUUUACUGCAAAACAUGACGAUACGAAAUUAAACGAAUGUGAGGAAACGAAAUUAGAAGAGCCCGAGGAAUUACAUAAGGAACAUGAAGAAGCGAAAUCGGAAAAAUGCGAAGAAAUUAAAUCAGAGAAAUUCGCGGAAACGGGAUCGGAAAAACAUGAAGAAACAAAAAGAGAAAAAUAUGAGGAUACUAAAUCGGAGAAAUCCGUGGAAACUAGAUUAGAAAAACGCGAAGAAACAAGAGACAGAUACGAGGACGUUAAAUCAGAAACAUAUGAAGGAAUAAAAUUAGAAAAAUCCGAAGAGAUAAAAUCAGAGGAACACGAAGAAACGCAAUUAGAAAAUAACGAAGAUACAAAAACAGAAAAAUACGAAGAAAUAAAAUCAGAAAACGGGAAAUAA